UCGACGGAGAAAGACGUGAGCAAGACGCUAAUAAGUCAGUCUUAUUAUUUCUUAUCUAGUUUGAAAUAUUUACGUCGUAUAAAAUACAUAUUUCAUUCUUUAUUCAAGGAUAAAAUGGUCUGGAUGCGCUAGAAGCACUUUGCCGCUUCUCCUGCUAUCUUUGCUUGUUAGUUAGCUUAGCUCGCUAGUUAGCUUAGCUUGUUAGCUGCUAACAGAAGUUAUCAACACAUCGCUAAGUAGAGAUCAAGUGUGAGAGUAAAGUGUUGUGAUUGUGUGAAAAUGUCUACAUUACACAUGUUGAGAGCGUUGGUGGAUCAGCGACUAACUGCUGCCGUUGAAGAAAUAUUUGUAGUGUUAGAAAGAACGAUAGCAGAAUACGAGGCGGAACUUUCUAGAACAAAGGAGGAGAACAAUCAACUACUGGACGCUGUUUUCAAGAAACAUCAAGUUGUGUUACACAGAACAGAUGUCGUAGAAGAACAUCUUCCUUGUGAGCAGGAAGAAGAGCCACAGCCCCACCACAUUAAAGAGGAAGAAGAUAUACCACAUUCCCAUCACAUUAAAGAGGGAGGGGAGGAGCCACAGACCCAUAGUGUUAAACUGUCCCUUCACAUUAAAGGUCAAGCGGCGGACCCACUGGUCUUACACAGCAAAAAUGAAGAGGAGGACCCACUGACCCCUCACUUUAAAGAGCAAGAGAACCCGCUGACCCCUCACAUUAAAGAGGAAAAGGAGGACCCACUGAACCCCUACUUUAAAGAGGAAGAGGAGGACCAAGAGCCGCUGCACAUUAAAGAGGAAGAGGAGGAACACAGCAUCAGUCAGCCUAAAUGGUUGGAGGAGUUCCCAGUGACUGGUGUCCCUGUGAAGAGUGAAGAUGAUGAGGUCAAAGGUGAAAGUGAGGAGAAGAGAGAGGCGGAGCCUCCAAGCAGCAGCUCAACACAACACAUGACAACAGAAGCUGAUGGAGACCACUGUGGAGGAUCACAAGCAGACAAGAUCUUAGCUCCACUAUCAGAUAGUGAGGACACAACGUCACACUCUCCUGACACUGAUGAUGAACACUCUAAAGAUGAUGCAACAUGUCACACUGACAACACUCACUUCACAUGUUCCCACUGUGACAAAACUUUUAAAUACCAUUUUCGUCUGAAAACACACAUGAGAACACACACUGGAGAAAAACCUUUUAUCUGUUCACUCUGUUGUAAAGGUUUUGUAGAAAGUCGCUAUUUGAAAGUACACAUGAGAAGACACACUGCUGAAAAACCUUUUAUCUGUUCGCUCUGUGAUAAAGGUUUUGUACAAAGUCACAAUUUGAAACUACACAUGAGAACACACACUGCUGAAAAACCUUUUAUCUGUUCACUCUGUGGUAAAGGUUUUGUACAAAGUCACAAUUUGAAAGUACACAUGAGAACACACACUGCUGAGAAACCUUUUAUCUGUUCACUCUGUGGUAAAGGUUUUGUACAAAGUCAGAAUUUGAAAGUACACAUGAGAACACACACUGCUGAGUAGUGAUGGGUUGAUGAGGCGUCAUGAAGCGUUUCGACACAUCGCAAAACGGUAUUGAUACUGUGUCGAUACUGUGUCACUAAAUACUGACAUCUGCUGGACAUUAAAAAUCCCUACAGGCAACCUAUGGACCGACUCAACUGACACUGAUUGUAUGACCUAGUAUAUACAAUAAUAUAAACCAAGUCAUUGUAUUUCAUUUAGGAUUAUUUCAUAUCUUCAUUUAAAUAAAAAUAUAUUUUUAUCUUUUUAAAUACAGUCAAUAAAUAAUGUGAACAUGUAUCAUAACAUGGAAAUCUAAGAGAACGUGUUGUGAAUGCGGAUGCUUGUGGACUGGGAAUUUUUAUUUUUUUACACAUUUUUAUUUAAAAAUAACAGUUUUUCCAACGUAUUACAUUUUAGACGAUUUCUCUUAGUUAUUAUUUCUCCGGCUGUAGAAAAGAGCCGCUCACAGGGCACAGAGGAGGCGGGAGUGCGACACAGUUGGCGUAUCGGUCACGUGACCAAAACAGCUCAUGAUCGGUCACGUGACUUUCUAAAAGCGGUACGCGCACCGACACAGGGUUUUGCUCUAUGAGCUCGACGCAUGCGCCGAUGCAUCGGUGUUGCCGGACCCAUCACUACUGGUGAGAAACCUUUCACAUGUUCAAUCUGCAACAGAAACUUUUGUGACCAAUCAAACCUUGUAGCACACAUGAGAAGACACCCAGGAGAGAAAGUGUGUAGUUGCAGUGUGUGUGGUGAAAGAUUGUCUUCUAAGUACCAGUGUAAGAAACACAAGUGUGCUGGUGAGAACAGC
Molecule: messenger RNA, 2317 nt
Organism: Nerophis lumbriciformis (worm pipefish)
Lineage: Eukaryota; Metazoa; Chordata; Actinopteri; Syngnathiformes; Syngnathidae
Biological process (GO): regulation of transcription by RNA polymerase II
Cellular component (GO): nucleus
Molecular function (GO): RNA polymerase II cis-regulatory region sequence-specific DNA binding; DNA-binding transcription activator activity, RNA polymerase II-specific
Source: RefSeq, a predicted model, not a curated record